GGCCUUUAUGCGCGUGCUCCGCUGUCGCUGGCAGCUAGGCCUGUGGGGUGGUAAGUGCUGUCAUGGAGGACGGUGCUACGCCUUUACAGACCGAGGGAGUCCGUGAAAACCAAGUUCAGUCAGCGACAGAUCGGGGAGGAGCCCUGGUGGAACUCACCGCGACCCCCGGCGGCCUGGCCCUAGUGAGCCCCUACCACACCCACCGGGCCGGGGACCCCUUAGACCUCGUGGCGCUCGCAGAGCAGGUGCAGAAGGCUGAUGAAUUUGUCCAGGCAAAUGCCACCAAUAAGCUGACAGUGAUAGCGGAGCAAAUCCAGCAUUUGCAAGAACAGGCCAGGCAGGUAUUGGAAGAUGCUCGCAGAGAUGCUGACUUGCACCAUGCAGCCUGUAAUAUAGUGAAAAAACCCGGCAACAUUUACUACCUUUAUAAACGGGAGAGUGGUCAGCGGUAUUUUUCUAUUAUUUCUCCAAAGGAAUGGGGGACAAGCUGUCCACAUGACUUCCUCGGUGCCUACAAGCUGCAGCAUGACUUGUCCUGGACACCGUAUGAGGACAUUGAGAAGCAAGAUGCUAAAAUCAGCAUAGUGGACAAGUUGCUCAGGCAACCAGUGGCCCUGUCUUCAAGUCCUGACCCCAACUUCCAGGGGCUGACUCACUGAGAACGGACUCUGACAAACAGGUCUCAUGGCAAGGACCUGCCACCUCCUUGUUGCCCCCACUCUCUGCUUUGGUGGGAGGUGGCAUGAGGAUUGAGGGUAUGUAGGUGAAUCGUGAACUUCUUGCAAAGAGACCCUAUGUGACUGUAAUGCUGUCAUUAUUAGGUUCAAUUGGGAUGGUAAUGAAUCACAUCAGUCUUUUUUGGGAUCUUCUCUUGUCACGGACACCCAGCAGUCAGUUGCAGUGUACUGACCAGUGUACUUUCCUUCUCUUGGGUCUCCCUCUGUUCUCCUGAUGAGUCAGAGAAUUGGAGAUGAAGAGUUUCUUCUUCCCAUAAAAAGGUUGACCAGGAUUUCCAGAGGGAACUGUUUUUAAUUUUUUUUUUUUUAGUCUUUAAGAUUGGGUUUAGGCUACUUCACAAUUGGUACAACUUCAGUUUCAAAUUCAUCUGGAACAGGAAUGUUGGGUAAUGGAGGAUGAUAAACAACUUGGCUUGGUUGCACUGCA
Phyllostomus hastatus (greater spear-nosed bat) is the source of this 1164-nucleotide messenger RNA. It is a transcript of the gene CUNH1orf50, whose product is annotated as chromosome unknown C1orf50 homolog. Bases 63 to 659 code for a protein of 198 amino acids. The record is from RefSeq and is a predicted model, not a curated record. Lineage: Eukaryota; Metazoa; Chordata; Mammalia; Chiroptera; Phyllostomidae. The transcript is spliced from 5 exons.